AUGUCUGAGGGUCUUCAAAUCACUGGUGACGCCAUCAAAAAGUUCUUGAUCGACGCUGGCAUGUCGGCCGAAAAUGCUGAGAAGGUCGUCGAAAUCGGAGCCAAAUUCCGUCCGGAACUCGAGGAGGCCAAGAAGAGCAAGGAAACCGCGAAAGCCUUGUUCGGAAAGUACCAUCAUGAGGUUUCCGAGUACUUGAAGGCCCAUCCAGGAACUGAUUCGGAUUUUGAUGAAGUUGAUAGGCUUUACGCAAAUGACAAAUGUGAAAAAGGCUAUCAAAUAUUAAAAGAAAGGUACUCAAAAGGUGAACGAUCAGUUGAUCUUCUAUACCGAUUGGCCCAAUUUUGUAACGAAUUGUCGAGUCAGCGUCCGAAAGAAAAACGAAAAGCUGUUAUUGACGAAGGAAUUUUCUACGCUGAAGAAGCAUUAAAACUUGAUAAAAAUAAUCCGAAUGCAUUGAAAUGGACAGCAAUUCUAUUGGGACAAGCUACUGAAUUUAUGACAAUGAAAAAGAAAAUCGAAGCAGGAAAUCGCAUUAAAGAACUACUCGAUAAGGCAAUUUCCGUUCUUUCGCACGAUUAUGCUUUGCUUCAUCUUCGUGGCCGAUUUCGAUAUCAAGUUGCCUGUCUUUCGUGGAUUGAAAGAAAAUUGGCUUCGACAUUCUUCGCUUCUGUUCCUACAGCAACUUAUGACGACGCUUUAUGCGAUUUCCUUGCUGCUGAAAAGUGCCAACCAAAAUCUAUCGAAAACCAUUUAUACAUCGGGAAAUGCUAUUUGGCUAUGAAGGAUAAGGAAAACGCGAGAAAAGUGCUAACCGAAACAUUAUCAAUCGAACCGGAUUCUGACAAGGAUCGCGAGUGUUUGAGUGAAAUUCGCGAGCUUCUUCUCAAAUUUUGA
Caenorhabditis bovis is the source of this 894-nucleotide messenger RNA. The record is from the annotation of a GenBank genome assembly. Lineage: Eukaryota; Metazoa; Nematoda; Chromadorea; Rhabditida; Rhabditidae.